CAACUUCACGUCCUAACCUAAAAUUGUUCAACAAACGUCAAAUCGUUUUUUUUUACAUAACACCAUUACAAAAACAACAAAUUAAUAUCACAAAUCAAUAAACAGAAACAAAUAUGCAUAAAUAUGCGGAAUUAUCGAAAUUGGCCACUAAUUAUGCGAGGAGGAUGAACCAUUUGUCAAAUAGGAUCUUUGGGGAGGUUACAAGACCUACUAACCCUAAAUCUCUGAGGGUUCUCCGUAUGUUUAGUGAAAAGCCCCUAGAAAAACGUCCAGAAAUCGUCGAUUACUACCCCAGGCACGUAGAAACCUACAGCCUGAUGAUGAGACUAAGAUAUUAUGGUUUAUACAGAGACGAACACGAAGACUUCAAAGAUGAAAUGAAUAGGAUGCGUGCUCUACGUGGAAAAGCAUGGAAAGGACCCAAAAUGAGUAAAAAGAAUAAACAAACAGAAGAAAACUCAUCGUAGUCAUUAAA
This is a messenger RNA of Ctenocephalides felis (cat flea), 475 nucleotides long. It is a transcript of the gene mRpS33, whose product is annotated as 28S ribosomal protein S33, mitochondrial. The coding region runs from base 114 to 467 and encodes 117 amino acids. Gene Ontology annotation, cellular component: mitochondrion. The record is from RefSeq and is a predicted model, not a curated record. The transcript has 3 exons. Lineage: Eukaryota; Metazoa; Arthropoda; Insecta; Siphonaptera; Pulicidae.